AUGUACAACCCUUAUAGCAAUACUUACACUCCAUACGCCUCCUGUCAAAUGCUGAACCCAUUGCAGCCUGGCUUAUCAUAUCCUAGCUCUCCCCCACCACCUCCAAUGCAAUCUAUAUUUACAAACUACGAUUACGGAUAUCACCUACAACCUAUGAGUAGUAACAGACAAAUGCCAGCAGGGCAGCCGAACAGCACCAGUAGCAGCAACAAAAAAAGAAAGACAGAGGAUGAAGUGCUUUCAUCAUCCCCAUUAUCCAGUACCUCAUGCUCCUCAUCAGCAUCAUUUCCAGAGAUGAAUGACAAGGAGCCGUCAGUAAAGCGAUCAAAGAAAGUGACACCAAAGAAAGCACGCCGCCAAUCAUCUGCCAACACUGUAUCCGAGGAUUCUGAAUCUGAGGCAGAAUCUCGACAGAGAAGCCUCGAAAGAAAUCGACUAGCUGCGUCCAAAUGUAGACAGAGAAAGAAGGAAUGGAUUGAUGAAUUGGCUCACAAGGCAGAGAAAAUGACGCGUGAGAAUGAGUAUCUCAGGCAAAUGCUGGAGCAGCUCAAGGAAGAGACUUUAUACCUCAAAUCUCAACUGAUCAUGCACAAAAACAACGACGUGAUAACGUGUCCAAACAAGCCCUUUGGUAACUUGUUUUAUUAA
This is a messenger RNA of Mucor velutinosus, 648 nucleotides long. Its product is annotated as Rhomboid-like protein. The coding region runs from base 1 to 648 and encodes 215 amino acids. Lineage: Eukaryota; Fungi; Mucoromycota; Mucoromycetes; Mucorales; Mucoraceae. Gene Ontology annotation, molecular function: RNA polymerase II cis-regulatory region sequence-specific DNA binding; DNA-binding transcription factor activity, RNA polymerase II-specific. The record is from RefSeq and is a predicted model, not a curated record. Gene Ontology annotation, biological process: regulation of transcription by RNA polymerase II. The transcript has 3 exons.